GGCUAAGGCGCUGCCAUCGCUGUUCCACGGUUAUGCUUCCCACCUGACAGUUGUUUGUUUACCUCAGGCUGGCGCGGAUAAAUCAAACGUAAAACAAGUGAUAGUUGAGAGGGCAGAGUGCAGUGAUUUGAAUCAGUACCAAGAAUCAGAGCAAACGCGAGAGACGUUGUACGAAUUUCUGUAGCAAAAUGGCAUCCGGCGGCUUGGCAUGUGUCAAAUAUUUGACAUUCUUUUGCAAUCUCCUAUUUGCGCUCACUGGACUGCUCAUCUUUCUGGUGGGUGGCAUGGUCCAAUUGAAUUAUGCCCACUAUUCGAACUUUGUUAGUGAUCAUAUAUGGACCGCACCCAUUAUACUGAUGAUUGUGGGUGCCGCUGUGGCCGUCAUUUGUUUCCUUGGCUGUUGCGGUGCCUUGAAGGAGAGCAGCUGCAUGAUCCUGAGCUUUGCCAUACUCGCUGUGGUCAUAUUCCUGUUCGAAAUAGGUCUGGGCGUGGCCGGGUAUGUGAAGCAUUCGGGCUUGCAGCAGCUAAUGGAGGGACAAUUCAAUUCGACCAUGAGGCAUUACAAGGAGCGUAAGGACUAUCAGGAUGCUUGGACCCUGUUGCAAACGGAAUUGGACUGCUGCGGCACUUAUGGACCCAACGACUGGGAGGUCAUUUACUCCAACAAGACCCUGCCGCCCGCAUGCUGCUCUGUAAUUAAUUUGAGCGAGGCCAAGGAGUGCACUGUGGUGCAUGCCACACAGAAUGGUUGCUUGCAGAAGCUCUUGGCCAUUUUGGACUCGAAGACAUUGAUCUUGGCCACUGUGGUGCUGGCAGUGGCGGGAAUACAGCUUUUGACCAUACUCUUUGCCUGCUGCCUGUAUCGUUCGUUUCGCCGGAGCUACGAUCACGUUUAGAUUGCGCAGCGAUGAUCCCGUCUGUCGACUUUGAAGCGGGUAGAAGGAAAGAACAAAGGAAGAACAAUUUUCGUAGUUUGUAGUUUGUCAUAUGCAUGCAAGAUUUCUCGUUUCCGUCUCUGAAUCACAAGAAUCACACACUCACAAAACACAUCACAAACCACUCAUGCGCCCACUGAAGGCUGAUUCUGGCAUAAAAAUAUUACCUGUACGAUUUCUAAAUAUUCGUAUUUAUUUCGCCUGAAGUUUAAGACAUUAUUCUUGCCAGUUUUCCAAUCAUUCCUUUUUUAAAAAUGCCUUUUUGUUAACCAUUUCUGCAUUUGUUAAUUUUAAUUGUUACCGCAUUUCUUGAAUAAUAUUUUGCCACCAAACUAAGUUUAAGUCUCUCAAUGGCAAAACAUAUCUCUCUCAAAUAGAAAUGAAAACAUUUUUGUUGAAAGAUACGAAAAAAUGUAUAUUAUUUUUCUCAUACCUUUCCUUACCAUACCCAAAAUGCCACCCAACCACAUCACAUGUUCUCAUAUACAUAUCGAAUUAUAUACCAAAUAUCCAUCAAAUAUUCUCAUUCGAGUCGGUCAAAGUGUCCUUGCAACGAUUUUAUAUACGAUUUUUCUAGGAUUUGUGUGCAUUUAGAAACUAUAUAUAUAUUUUUAUGUAUAUGCAGGGGAUGUAAUGUGGCUUAUUCCUAACUCCCUAGAAACCCCCACCAGUUGAACCUUAUUUUAAAAAUCUAUGUGUACUCGUUCGUCGGUAGAAACUAUUAUUACAAUUAAAUCUAUAAAUCAUUUAUAGCCACAAUAUACCACUCACAACAAACACAGAUCACACACAUAAAUAUGUAUACUAUAAUUAACAAUAUAUAUACUCAUACAUACAUGCAUAGAAAAAUGCUUUCAAAAUCGAAUUUACAUACAAUUUUGAGAUCGAAUAUCCCAUUGCAUACCACAGAAUUUGCAUCUCCGAGCCUUUAAUAAUGGACGAUCAAAAAACAUUGAAUCGGUGUUUGAAAUACUUAUUAAAAAACGGCAUAUUUGCAAUACACAAUACAUCAAUAAUUGUCUACAAAAGCAAGUGUAAAACUGAAUAAAUGAACAAUUUUAAAUCGAAAA
Drosophila pseudoobscura is the source of this 2005-nucleotide messenger RNA. It is a transcript of the gene Tsp39D, whose product is annotated as Tetraspanin 39D. The record is from RefSeq and is a predicted model, not a curated record. Lineage: Eukaryota; Metazoa; Arthropoda; Insecta; Diptera; Drosophilidae. The transcript has 4 exons. Gene Ontology annotation, cellular component: plasma membrane. The coding region runs from base 189 to 896 and encodes 235 amino acids.